Molecule: messenger RNA, 568 nt
Organism: Mercurialis annua (annual mercury)
Lineage: Eukaryota; Viridiplantae; Streptophyta; Magnoliopsida; Malpighiales; Euphorbiaceae
Product: histone H4
Exons: 2
Coding region: 126-437 (103 amino acids)
Biological process (GO): nucleosome assembly
Cellular component (GO): nucleosome
Molecular function (GO): protein heterodimerization activity; DNA binding; structural constituent of chromatin
Source: RefSeq, a predicted model, not a curated record
UAUAAAUGAUCAACAGACCCCCAAUUAUCUUCAUUCAAAAUCAAACAAUUCCUGUAAUCAUCUUCAACAAUCUUCUCUCGUCUAGGUUUCAAUUCCGAUCUUGAUUUUUCAGAUCUUGAACAAAAAUGUCUGGACGUGGUAAGGGAGGCAAGGGUUUAGGAAAGGGAGGAGCAAAACGGCACCGUAAGGUCCUCCGUGAUAACAUUCAAGGAAUCACAAAGCCAGCAAUUCGCCGUCUGGCACGUAGAGGCGGUGUUAAACGUAUUAGCGGGCUGAUUUACGAAGAAACUCGCGGUGUUCUGAAGAUCUUUCUUGAGAAUGUUAUUAGAGACGCUGUGACCUACACUGAGCACGCUCGCCGGAAAACUGUUACCGCCAUGGAUGUCGUUUAUGCUCUUAAGAGACAGGGAAGGACUUUGUAUGGUUUUGGGGGUUAGGGAUUUUGAUAUUAGGGUUAAGAAUUGUAAGUCUUGCUAUCAAGAAAUUUGGGGUUUUUGGUUUGGUUUGGUUUGGUUAGUUUUUCUGGGUUUGGGUUGAUUGUAAAUGAUUAUGUAAUGGUUUAGGGCAA